Messenger RNA from Archocentrus centrarchus (flier cichlid), 3153 nucleotides. RefSeq names its product solute carrier family 5 member 8, like (gene slc5a8l). Gene Ontology annotation, molecular function: organic acid:sodium symporter activity. The coding region runs from base 861 to 2687 and encodes 608 amino acids. Gene Ontology annotation, biological process: sodium ion transport; propanoate transmembrane transport. NCBI's taxonomy places the organism in Eukaryota, Metazoa, Chordata, Actinopteri, Cichliformes, Cichlidae. The record is from RefSeq and is a predicted model, not a curated record. The transcript is spliced from 15 exons. Gene Ontology annotation, cellular component: membrane; extracellular exosome.
UAAAAGUGCUAAUAUUUAAUGAGCUGGUGUAAAGGUCCAGGGCAAAUGAUUACACUUACUUUUUCACCCUAGUCUGCAGUUUUUUUGCUUUGUUUUGUUUUGGGUUUUUUUUUGCUGUAGCCAUACUUUCCCCUGACACGUGACUUUUGUGCUUUUCUAAGCACUACUAGAGGAAUGACCAAAUGCUUAGUAAUACAUUAAUACUUACAUGUGUGAUAAGUCCCCGUAGGAGUAGUGACCAAAUCCUAAAAAUUUAACCUGGAUCCCGCCUCUGAAAUUCCUAACAUAACCAGCAAAUACUGAGUAACCUUGGGUUGCACGCAGGAGUAACAUGACAACAUAAAAUUUGCUAUUUUUUUCAUCAGAACAGGAGUCAUAAAAGACAGACACAUCAAAGGCUCGUCAGUUUUUACAAUCUCUGAAAUUAUGUUAGACUUCACUACUUUGUGUCCUUGAUGGAUUAUUAACUAAAGAGAACUCAUCUUUAUAGUUAGUAGGAAGCGCAGACCAGACUCCUGCCAAAUGCAAGAGAGAUAGCUGAACUACUUUAUUGUUCUUAGCUGUAGGAGAAACUUCACUGAUAGUUGAAGUGGCUAAGCUGGAAGAAACAGAUGACAAAAACCUAGAAAACUUUACUUAUUUCUGUUGAGGUCAAAGGGAAACUUUUCCACUGUGCAGUGGCUUUAAAUGUCUGACAAUGGAUUCUGAAGUGCAUUGAACAUCAGCGGGAUUUAAGAACAAUUUCAGGAUCAUUUCAAAGGAAGGACAGAUUUGCAAGACUUCAUGUUACUGAAUUUCAGCUGAAUUUCAAUAUUGUGUGUGUCAAAGGAAGCCCCUCUACUUCAUCUGUUGAAUUAACCAUGGUGGGUACAGGUGGUCGAGUGGCAACUUUUGCUGUGUGGGAUUAUGUGGUGUUUGCUGGAAUAAUUCUGGUGGCAGCUGGCAUUGGCCUAUUCCAGGCCAUCCGAGGUCGCAAGGAGACCAGCAGCGAGGAGUUCUUGUUGGGUGGAAGGCAAAUGACAGCUGUGCCAGUUGCCAUGUCUCUCACUGCCAGCUUCAUGUCUGGCAUCACAGUCAUUGGUACACCUGCUGAGGCAUACCGGUUUGGAUCUGCCUUCUGGCUCUUUGGCUUCGCCUAUGCUAUCAUGUCUGCAAUCACUGCUGAGAUUUUUGUUCCUCUUUUCUACCGACUGGGGAUCACCAGUGCCUAUGAGUACCUUGAGAUGCGCUUCAGCCGCCCCAUCCGUGUAAUUGGGACAUCAAUGUACAUCGUGCAGACGGCUCUGUACACCGGUUUAGUCAUCUAUGCUCCAGCUCUUGCUCUAAAUCAAAUCACUGGACUUAAUCUGUGGGGAGUGCUGAUCGCUACAGGCGCGGUGUGCAUCAUCUACUGCACUUUGGGUGGUCUGAAAGCAGUAAUCUGGACAGAUGUGCUGCAGAUGGUGGUCAUGCUAGCAGGUUUUGUGGCUGUUAUAGCCAGGGGAGCUGUGCUGCAGGGAGGUCUGACGAAGAUUUGGGAAGAUGCUGGCGAAGGAGGCCGACUAGAAGCGUUUGACUUUGAUCCAAAUCCCCUGAAAAGGCAUACUUUCUGGAGCAUAGUACUUGGCGGUAGCAUAAUGUGGGUGUCUAUUUACUCAAUCAACCAGUCCCAGGUGCAGCGUUACAUCUCCUGCAAAACCCUCGGACAUGCCAAGAUGUCUCUGUAUGUGAACAUGGUUGGGCUGUGGGCAACUGUGAGUCUGGCUGUGUUUUCUGGCCUCACCAUGUACUCCAUUUACAAGAACUGUGACCCACUUUCAAAUGGUGACGUAGGCACACCUGACCAACUGCUUCCCUACCUUGUAAUGGAUAUUCUGGCAGACUACCCUGGAAUUCCAGGCCUGUUUGUGGCUGCAGCAUAUAGUGGUACCCUCAGCACAGUGUCUUCCAGCAUUAAUGCCCUAGUUGCUGUGACAGUAGAAGACUUUAUUCUACCAGCGUGCAAAAACCUCACAGAGAAGCAACUGAGCUGGAUUAACAUGGGCCUGAGCGUAGUCUUUGGAGCACUGUGCAUUGGAAUGGCUGGAGUAGCUUCACUGAUGGGAAGCGUUCUGCAGGCAGCUCUGUCCAUAUUUGGCAUGAUAAGUGGACCGCUUCUUGGUCUCUAUCUAUUAGGCAUGUUUUUUCGCACACCAAACUCAAUAGGAGGACUUGUGGGAAUGAUCAUCGGCCUAGUGUUGACUCUGUGGGUGGGGAUCGGAGGCCAGAUUUACCCACCGACAGCUGAAAAUACAAAUCCUCUUCCACUCACCACUGCAGGCUGCAACAACACAAUAGGUCACAACUACACAACAGUAACUCCCUGGACCAGUCUAGUGACUCUGACCCCAAAGCCUGAUUAUAGGCCUCCUAUAGCAGACUCCUGGUACGCUCUGUCCUAUGUCUACUUUUCUCUGUUGGGAGCAUUGACCACAAUGGUGUCUGGUAUGCUUGUGAGCAUGAUCACAGGUGGAUGCAAGCAGGAAAAGCUGAGUUCAGAGCUGUUUGUGAGGAAGAGUGAUUUAUUCUGUUUUAGCUGGUGCAGUAAAUCGAAGGAAUUAGACAUCACAGAAAAGUGUUCAACAGGCUUUCAGAUGGGAGCUGACAACCCAGCAUUCAAAGAAGACGACAUGAUGAGCAAAGAUGUUGAAAAAAUCACAAAACUGUAAUGGUACUGUAUCUAUGAAACGCUCUGUCGUGAGGGCAUUUUAAUUAAAGAGAAUACAGCACGCACACAAAACACUAGAUAAUGGUAUUUAUAUUGAUCAUGUGUUGAAAACCUCAAAUUGAAUCAGAAAUCAAAUUCAGAACUUGUGUAUUUGUUACAAAAGUUUUGAAUACAAUAUUGGAAAGAGAAAUCAUUUGUUUAUUGAAGUCAGAUGCCCAUAUCUUCUGCUCCACAUGGACCAGAUGUUUCCAUUUCACGUUCACUUGUAAUAGGACAAACUUGUAACUCUUUUUUAUUGCCCAUUGUGUUCAGUUGUUCUCACUGAUACGAGAUUGUACUUACCUGAACGUUGUACUUCAUUUCAUGCGGACACAGCAAUACAUGCUAGAGGUGUGAUUACUGUUUAGAAGGAAGCGUUUUCAAGCAUGAACAAUGGUCUUUUGUUUAUUACGCACUUUUAUAUUGAA